Acanthosepion pharaonis is the source of this 3750-nucleotide messenger RNA. The record is from the annotation of a GenBank genome assembly. NCBI's taxonomy places the organism in Eukaryota, Metazoa, Mollusca, Cephalopoda, Sepiida, Sepiidae.
AUGCACUUGAAGUUUUUUCUCUGUUUUUCUUUUCUCUCCUCUCUGUUUUUCUUUUCUCUCCUCUCUGUUUUUCUUUUCUCUCCUCUCUGUUUUUCUUUUCUCUCCUCUCUGUUUUUCUUUUCUCUCCUCUCUGUUUUUCUUUUCUCUCCUCUCUGUUUUUCUUUUCUCUCCUCUCUGUUUUUCUUUUUCUCUCUUUCUCUCUCUGUUUUUCUUUUUCUCUCUCUUUUUUCUUUUCUCUCCUCUUUUUUUUUUUUUCUCUGUUUUCUUUUCUCCUCAAUAAUAAUUUUUUUUAUAAUAUAUUGUGGAAUUCAUGAUCCUGCGUGUGUUGUCUAUUGCAACACAACUAAGAAAUGGUUUUGUAAUGGACGUGGUAAUACCUCUGGCAGUCAUAUCAUUAAUCACUUGGUGCGUGCCAAGGCUAAAGAAGUUACUCUUCACAAAGAUGGUCCACUUGGUGAAACAGUCCUUGAGUGCUACAAUUGUGGCUGCAGGAAUGUCUUUUUGCUUGGCUUUAUCCCUGCCAAAGCAGAUUCUGUUGUGGUGCUUCUCUGUCGUCAACCCUGUGCUACUUUAAGCAGCUUAAAAGACAUGAAUUGGGAUCCAAGUCAGUGGCAGCCCCUCAUCCAAGAUCGUCAGUUUCUCUGCUGGUUGGUAAAGAUUCCAUCUGACCAAGAACAACUUCGAGCUCGCCAGAUCUCUGCUCAGCAGAUAAAUAAACUAGAGGAGCUCUGGAAGGAAAACCCUGAUGCCAAACUGGAAGAUCUUGAAAAACCAGGAGUGGAUGAGGAACCCCAACAAGUUUUGUUAAGAUAUGAUGAUGCAUAUCAGUAUCAAAAUAUCUUUGGUCCUCUGGUUAAACUGGAAGCAGAUUAUGACAAAAAACUGAAGGAAUCCCAGACCCAAGACAACAUUGUUGUCCGUUGGGAUGUUGGAUUGAACAAGAAGCGAAUUGCUUACUUCCGCUUACCGAAGGCCAAUGAGGAGAUGAAACUGAUGCAUGGUGAUGAGCUGCGAUUGCGUUACCUGGGUGAGCUACAUAAACCUUGGUCUGGAGUGGGGCAUGUCAUAAAAAUACCUGAUAAUUACAGUGAUGAAGUAGCCAUUGAACUGAAGAGCAAUGCUGGUGUACCUGUGGAGUGCACGCACAAUUUUGUUGUAGACUUUGUAUGGAAGUCUACUUCUUUUGAUAGAAUGCAGGCAGCUUUGAAGACGUUUGCAGUUGAUGAAACUUCUGUCUGGGGUUACAUCUAUCAUAAGCUUCUUGGCCAUGAAGUAGAGGAUACAGUGCUGAAAUGUCAGCUGCCCAAGCGCUUUACUGCUGCAGGCCUCCCUGAACUGAACCAUUCCCAAGUAUAUGCUGUCAAAACUGUGCUGCAGCGUCCUCUCAGCCUCAUUCAAGGACCUCCAGGAACUGGGAAAACUGUGACAUCUGCUACCAUUGUCUAUCAUCUGGUCAAGCAAGGCAAUGGCCCUGUGUUGGUCUGUGCACCAUCAAAUAUUGCUGUCGAUCAACUCACUGAAAAAAUUCACAAAACUGGAUUGAAGGUUGUGCGAUUGUGUGCCAAAAGUAGAGAGGCCAUUGAUUCUCCAGUCUCUUUUUUGGCCUUGCAUAAUCAGAUCCGGAACAUGGACAGCAUGCCUGAGCUGCAGAAACUGCAACAAUUGAAAGAUGAAACUGGUGAGUUGUCAUCUGCUGAUGAGAAGCGUUAUCGGGCCCUUAAGAAACAAUGUGAAAAAGAAUUGCUUCAGCAUGCUGAUGUAAUCUGCUGCACUUGUGUUGGCGCUGGGGAUCCUCGACUGGCCAAGAUGCAAUUCCGUUCAGUUUUAAUUGAUGAAAGCACCCAAGCAACUGAACCAGAAUGCAUGAUUCCUGUUGUUUUGGGUUGCAAACAGUUGAUUUUAGUUGGUGACCAUUGCCAGCUUGGUCCAGUGGUCAUGUGCAAGAAGGCUGCCCGUGCUGGUCUCUCUCAGUCACUUUUUGAACGUCUUGUGGUCCUUGGUAUUCGUCCCAUUCGUCUACAAGUCCAAUAUCGUAUGCACCCUGCACUGAGUGCAUUUCCCUCAAACAUUUUCUAUGAAGGAUCUCUACAAAAUGGAGUCACUGCUGCUGAGCGAACCAGGAAGACAUUGGACUUCCCCUGGCCUCAGCUUGAUAAACCAAUGUUUUUCUACACAACUGCUGGCCAAGAAGAAAUCUCCAGCUCUGGAACAUCUUAUCUUAAUAGAACUGAAGCAGCAAAUGUUGAGAAAAUAGCUACAAGGUUUCUUCGCUCUAGCAUCAAACCAGAGCAGAUUGGUAUCAUUACUCCAUAUGAAGGACAGAGGGCUUAUGUGGUGCAGUAUAUGCAGUACAGUGGUGCCCUUAAUAAGAAAUUGUACCAGGAAAUUGAGGUUGCCAGUGUAGAUGCUUUCCAAGGACGUGAAAAAGACUUUAUUAUUUUGUCUUGUGUCCGAUCCAAUGAGCAUCAAGGAAUUGGGUUCUUGAAUGAUCCUCGACGAUUGAAUGUUGCUUUGACUCGAGCUCGCUAUGGCAUUAUUAUUGUGGGAAAUCCUAAAGUGCUAUCAAAGCAACCUCUUUGGAACCACUUGUUGACCUAUUACAAAGAGCAGAAGUGUUUGGUUGAGGGUGCCCUCAAUAAUCUGAAGGAAUCUCUUAUUCAGUUUAGCAAACCCCGGAAGUUAGUUAAUACAACCAACCCCGGAGGACGUUUUAUGAGCAACACUAUGUUUGAUGCCAGGGAAGUCCUUAUUCCUGGCAGUGUCUAUGAUCGUCUUAAUGGAAAGCCUGGACCUAAAGGAUUUACUCCAAACUUUUCAACUGGAGUCAGUCUUCGUGAGCCACUGGUUCGUCCACAUGACCAACUCAGCUAUAUUGCCUCAGAAAGGACUUUUGCAAAUGCCCUCAACCUGCCUGUGCCAGUGAGCAUGUUCAUGCCCCCAAUUCCUGCACACUUUUCAAAUCAGCAGCAACAGCAGCAGCAACAGCAGCAAGCAGCAGCCAAUGCAGCCAAUCGUGGUAAUAAUGUUCGCAAGAAUCGCCCGAGCCGCCAAAAACCUCCGCGGUAUAGCACUACUCAGCAAAAUUUGGCUCAGCAAAAUAUAGCUCAGUCCAGCCAAAGCCAGGCUAGUCAGGAUAUCUCUCAACCAUUCUCCCAAGGUCCACUGACUCAAGGUCAACUGUCAAUGAGCCAGCCUUUCCAGAUGAGUCAACCUGGCCUCUCUGGCCUUUCGCAACCUGAACUUUCCCAGGAUAGCUUCUUGGGUGAUGACUUUAAGUCUCAGGCUGAUGGCUUGCUUUCACAAGAUUCCACCUACCAAGGCGACAGGAUGUUCUACGCCUCGCAGCUCCCCCCCUGUGGCAGGAAAAGUAGGCUUGAUACAAGAAGGCAGAGGAUACAACUAACUACCAGUGUACGAGGCUGCAGUGUCUGUCUGACCGCCGGAGAGAGAAGAAACCUACAAAACCCACUCGACGACGAUGACGACAAAGUCUGCUGCACGUGUGAGUGUCACAAGUGUACUGGAGGAGGAGGAGGAGGAUUUGUGCAAAGGGAAGCUCCAAUACUUCUGCCCAUUCUUACCUCCCCCCCUACUGCUGCUGCUGCUACAAGCAAGGUGGCAGCUGUGAUGUUGGUGUGGUGCUCACUCCUCAUUUCUCCCCCCCCUCCCUACCUGCUGCCACCCACUCACUGCCGGCCAGUCCUACUGCAGGCUGAUGGCACUGACAGCAGACGGCAGACACUGGCCUAA